Messenger RNA from Acaulospora morrowiae, 516 nucleotides. The record is from the annotation of a GenBank genome assembly. Lineage: Eukaryota; Fungi; Glomeromycota; Glomeromycetes; Diversisporales; Acaulosporaceae.
AUGAGUGAAUUUCAAACCAGCUUCAUCUUUAUUAACUCUAAUAAUCCGAUGGUUCCAAAUCAAGUAGUUGACGACGUUCAACCAACUAUUAAACUUUUAUUCCCCCCCAUGAUCGAUCCACGUGAUUUAAUUACUUUAAACCCUGAUGGUCGUGAACCGUCUAGAGCUCCAAAUGCUUUUAUUAUCUAUCGAAAAUUAUUUAUCAAGACGACGAAAGAUGAAGGUUACUCUCUUCCAAUGACUAUAAUUUCUUCUAUGGCAUCAAAAUCCUGGGAGAAAGAACCUGAAAUAGUUAAAAAAGAAUAUAAAAGAAUUGCACGAGAAGCAUUUUUAUAUCGAAGCAAGAUCUGCCCAAAGCCUAAACGCGAAGGAAAAAGGAAACAAUGGAAUAUUAUUUCAUUUACUCAACCUAACGAAAAAUUACCAAGAAAGACAAAAUCCCCCAAAUCGGCCAUGACUUUGGAAUCCCGACAGUUAUCGCUCACUUCGAUCUCCUUUCUAACUUCGGAAAGCUGA